Prorocentrum cordatum is the source of this 819-nucleotide messenger RNA. The record is from the annotation of a GenBank genome assembly. Lineage: Eukaryota; Dinophyceae; Prorocentrales; Prorocentraceae.
AUUUUGGACACGGCGACGGUUCGGUUCGAGCCGCUGGCGAGAGGCCGGCCCAUGCCAGACCGCUGUCGCCAGGACUGCUUCCUAUUCGAUCCAAUCCUGGUGCGGGAGCUCAGCGAGGCCAUCGCCCGAGCCAAGGUGCUGGCCGACAUCGCAGGAGAAGACAUCGAGGUGGAUGCCGCCGAGAUCUGGGUCGUCAGCGACCCGUCGCAUCCUCGCUUCGGUGAGCAGGUGGAGCCAGGCAUCUUGGACGACGCUGCGCGGGCCUUGCUGCGGGAGACCACGGGGGUGGUCCAGCUGGAUGCGAACGACGCGAGCUCGGAGGUUCAUGUUUCGAGGGUCAACUCCAACGACCUGGUCGAGCGGAAGAGCAGAGUCGGGGGAGGGGGAGGUCUUCGGUUGCUGGGCACUUACCGCACCGCGGGGGACAAGCGUAUCCUGCAGGCUAAGGACGCCGUCGGGGAGCUUGAGGAGACCAAGUUCGACGACUUCCCCUUCGAUGACCCCCGCGCUGCCAAGGAGUACCUGGAUGGCAUUCUCGAGACCACUGCCAUCAGAACUGAAGAGCGCCAGCGCCCAGACUACAGCGGGCUCGGCUACAUGCUGGCGGGCUCCACCGAGGACAGGGGGAGAGUCGCCGUUCCGAAGUUCACCAAGUGGGUCGCCGAGAAGCGGCACCAGGGUGCCUUCGCGCUCAAAGAGUCCCGACUGCUACGCGAGAAGAGGCAGGCCGACGAGAAGAGGCGUGGCAAGGGCCCCAAGGGGCCCAAGGGCGGCGGCAAGUCUGGUGCCGCCGACUCGGGUCAGAACAACGGGGGCUGA